Molecule: messenger RNA, 1218 nt
Organism: Capsaspora owczarzaki ATCC 30864
Lineage: Eukaryota; Filasterea; Ministeriida; Capsasporidae
Exons: 4
Coding region: 46-1074 (342 amino acids)
Cellular component (GO): nucleoplasm; nucleolus
Molecular function (GO): protein binding
Source: RefSeq, a predicted model, not a curated record
UUUAUUUUUUAUUUUUAUUUUGCUCAGAUCACCACACCUCACAUCAUGGCAUCCAAGCAAGAGACGGCGUUGCUUUCGAUUGUGCUCAAUCACGCCAAGCUGAACAAGCUCGAGAAGACUGCCUCCAAGCUCCAGAAGGAGGUCAAGUUCACUCCAGUGGCCGACGUGCCGACGCUGCAAGCACUGUACGACGAUCACUUGGCCCACGAGGCCGCGAGCAAGAACAAGAGUGCCAAGAAGACCGCCACCACCACCACGACCACCACGACCACCGCUACCAAUGGCAAGAGCAAUGGCAAGAGCAAGACCAGCGCCAACCCGUCGUCGGGAUCGGAGGCGGACGAGUCCUCCAUGGCCGAGUCUGAGGACGACAAGCUCAAGUCAACCAAGCACGUCUCACGCAAGCGCGCUCACGAAAGCAGCAGCGAAGACGAGAGCAGUGACAGCAGCAGCAGCAGCAGCAGCAGUGACAGCAGCAGUGACAGCAGCAGUGACAGCAGCAGUGACAGCAGCAGUGACAGCGAGGAGGAAGAGGAGGUCAAGCCAAAGGCCAAGGCUGUUGAAUCCAAGCCCGCUAGCAAGGCUUCCAAGAAGCAAGAGUCUGAUUCUAGCUCAGAGUCAGAAUCAGAGUCAAGCAGCUCAAGCUCGAGCUCGUCUGAUUCUGAUUCGGAUUCGGAGGACAUGAAGGUGGAUUCCAAAUCGGCCCCUGUCAGUCCCGCAGUUGCUAAACACGUUAACAAGCGCAUGCGCGUGGACGAGGAGGAAAGCUCGGCACCAUCAACACCCGUGCAGACCAAGUCUGCACCUGGCUCCAAGCGAAACUCGCCCGCUACAAACACACCAUUCCGCCGCAUCAAGGCCGAGGAAGUCGAAAUUGACCAUCGUCUGGCCGACAACUCGUACGAGGGCAAGGCUGGCGCGGCAGGUGCUUUCGGCGAGCGUGCCAACAACAUUCUCAAGUUCACCAAGGGCAAGAGCUUCCGUCACGAGAAGACCAAGAAGAAGCGCGGCGGCUACAAGGGCGGCUCCAUUGAUACCAGCAGCGUUCACUCGAUCAUGUACGAUUCGGACUAAUUCUGCAGUGGUUGUGUUGCAGCUCUAGUUUUGUUUUCGGUUGUUCCGACGUGUCCUUGCGUAUUUGAUGUGUUUUUGGUUUGUGAUUGUUUGUUUUUGUUUUGUUUUUGUGAGCAAAAGACAUGGAAACGUUGUCUUGGCUGC